AUGGAGACAAAGGUUGAGAACGCAAUCAUUACCUUUAAUCCAAACACAACCCUUGAUGAAAAUCCUCAACCAAAGUCCAUUAUCAAGAAUAAAGGAUCAAAAAAUUUCUUUAAGGUUGCACUUAUCAUGAUGCGAGGGCGUUCUCGUAAAUCAUCAAAAGCGAUUGUUCCGGUUGAUGAUGAAUCUAGAGGCAUAUGGAGGAAGCUUGUUGGGUCCAUGAGACCUAUGCAUCUUCAAAGCAAUCAAUCUCCACCACAAAUUCUCAACGGUCAGAAUAAUCUUAAAAACGUGAAAGUGGUCGUUGAAACUGCUGAUGAUCGUCAAGGUCAGGAUGGGUUUGAGUAUCCGUAUACGCCGUCUCCAGUGAGUAGCCGAUACGCGUCUGAGGCUAGUAGUCGAUACGCUUCGGCGGUGGGGCUUAAUGAAAUGGUAGAGGAGGAGAAAGAGGAAGAGAUUGUGAAUAAGGGUUGUGAGAAUUAUGGAGAUGGUGGUGAUGACAUGAUUGAUGCAAAAGCUGAUGAGUUUAUUGCUCAUUUUUAUCAAGAAAUGAGGUUGCAGCGUAUGGAUGUUGUGGAUCCUCGUUACAAUGAAUUAAGUAUGAGGUCAUUAGGCUUAUGA
Vicia faba (fava bean) is the source of this 618-nucleotide messenger RNA. NCBI's taxonomy places the organism in Eukaryota, Viridiplantae, Streptophyta, Magnoliopsida, Fabales, Fabaceae. The record is from the annotation of a GenBank genome assembly.